Nerophis ophidion (straightnose pipefish) is the source of this 2036-nucleotide messenger RNA. RefSeq names its product stromal membrane-associated protein 1-like. Gene Ontology annotation, biological process: regulation of clathrin-dependent endocytosis. The coding region runs from base 164 to 1543 and encodes 459 amino acids. Gene Ontology annotation, molecular function: metal ion binding; GTPase activator activity. NCBI's taxonomy places the organism in Eukaryota, Metazoa, Chordata, Actinopteri, Syngnathiformes, Syngnathidae. The transcript has 10 exons. The record is from RefSeq and is a predicted model, not a curated record.
ACAAUUCCUGUGGGCGGAGGAGCGAUUCCGGUUCCGGGUGUCUUCAUAGCAGUCGGUGUCGUUUCCGAUUAUGGUCUUUUAUCGGAAACUUUUCUCGACCAUCGACGGAUUACAGUAGGGUAUUUUUUUUUUUAAAGUCUGACGAGUGAGUAAAGAAGCGAACAUGACUACCCGCUCGGAGAGAGAGAAGGCCCAGAAGCUGAAUGAGCAGCACCAGGCCAUCCUGUCCAAAAUGCUCCGAGAGGAAGACAACAAGUACUGUGCCGACUGCGAGGCGAAAGGUCCGAGAUGGGCGUCCUGGAACCUGGGGGUGUUUAUCUGUAUCCGAUGUGCCGGCAUUCAUAGGAACCUCGGUGUACACAUAUCCCGAGUGAAAUCGGUGAACUUGGACCAAUGGACCUCAGAUCAAAUUCAGAGCAUACAGGAUAUGGGAAACACUAAGGCCAGGCAACGUUAUGAAGCCAACCUUCCAGAGAACUUCAGAAGACCUCAAACAGACCAAGCAGUUGAAUUCUUCAUCAGGGAUAAAUAUGAGAAGAAGAAAUACUACAGUAAGAAUGUGACCAACGGAGGCAGUCCGAAAGAGUGCAAUAAGAAAGAGAAAGAGACAGAGCGAGGGAGCAAGGUGUCAUCUUACACAAAAAAGAGUGAAGAGUCUAGGCCAGCCCCCAAAAUCAGCCCAGUUAAGACACCAGAACCUUCUGUUAACCUACUAGGACUUGAUGCACCGGCUGCUGCACCAAGCAACAAUGGCAUAAUGAGCACAAGCCAGAACAAUAACGACCUGGAUAUAUUUGGUCCUAUGGUGUCCAAUCCACUACCCUCUUCCACGCCAGCUGCUUCGUUUUCUCAGGCGAGCUCCAGCACCAUGGCAGGAACCCCCACACAAGUCCCAGCAGCAGCAGCAGCAGCAGUAGGUGGAGGGUCGGGACAGGGUGACCUCGACCUGUUUAGUGAUGGCAGCAGCAACACAUCUAAGACUGAAGACAGUGCAAAGAAGCCGCUGUCCAAGGACUCUAUUUUGUCGUUGUAUGGAACCAACAACAUGUCGCAGCAGGCUCCUGCUGCCGGCAUGUUCAUGGGCCCCUCUCAGAUGCAGUUUCCUGUCCAGACUUCUGCCGGUUAUCAGGCCUUCCCUGGCAUGGGCACAGCCAUGCCCCCUACAACAGUCAUGGGCGCCAUGAUGGCACAGAGCGGUGCGGCCAUGAUGGGGCCUAGCCCGGGUAUGAUGGUUGGGAUGACGGUGCCCAACGGUUUCAUGGGAAACGCCCCCGGUAGCGGCGUGAUGGGCAUGGCUCCCAGAAUGAUGUCGCCACAUGGCGGUGCAAUGCCUGCAGGCAUGGUGCCUGCUCAGGGCAUGUAUGCCAUCCAGCAUGGUCAACAAGCUCAGUGGAACAUGGCCCAGAUGAGCCAGCAGAUGUCAGGGUUGCAUCUAAAUGGUGCAGCAGGACACAUGGCCUUCGGUCAACCGCCAUCAGCUAUGGGGGGUUGGGCGGCCGCACCGGGAUCCGGCCAGACUCUGAGCACGCAGCUAUGGAAGUGAGCUUUUUUGGUGACGGACGAACCGAGGGAAAGUGGCGGUUGCAGAACGUGCAAAACAUUUGUGCUUUUCUGCGCCUCACUAGGAACUGUCUUUCCACCAUGGACCAGCCUUCAAGAACAUAAACAUUUUAUCUCUACUUCCCUUCUCCUUUUUGUCUGUCUCUCUUUCUCUCUAUUGUGUGAGUGAACUGGGAGUCUUACCGCCUGUUUGAUCAUCGCUUUUAUUUUCCUUUUUUGGAAAACAAAUACAAGGAGAUAACUGUCCUUACAAAAAUGAUAUUGACAUAUCAGAAAACGUGCAGGACCAGCUAGACGAGCUUUUAUUGUAUCACUGUAUCAUUAUAAGAUUAAAGGACAUUUAAAUAAAUAGUAUUUAACAGGAGAAGAUUAGACUUAUCCAGUCUGUCUGCGCUUCUCUCAAGUGUACAGCGCUGUAUAACCUUUUAAAGUACAUGUGGUUCCCCUAUAAAAAAAAAUAAAGACAUCAUAAAUAA